UUUUCCGGAGCUACGCCUGACUUGCUGGGCAGAGCCCGGAGGCCGCGGUGCUGCUGCCUGCAGCUCUCCGCUUCGUGUGCGCCCUGCAUUUAGGAAUCCGCCCCUCACUGUCCUGCUACCCCCACGCCUCUCAGCCCCUGACAUUCGCCCUCGGAGGUUCUGGCCAGGUGCCGGGCGGGGCGCUGUGUCAAGGGCGACCCCUCAGAGCAGCGUCCCGUGCUAAAGGUGCUGCUUAGGAUGAAUAUGAUUUGGAGAAAUUCCACUUCUUGUCUAAGGCUAGGAAAGGUGCCACAGAGAUACCAAAGUGAUUACCACCCAGCGGUCCCUCUGGGAUCAAGGAUUUUAACUGACCCAGCCAAAGUUUUUGAACACAACAUGUGGGAUCAUAUGCAGUGGUCUAACGAAGAAGAAGCAGCAGCCAGAAAAAAAGUAAAGGAAAAUUCAGCUGUGCGAGUCCUUCUGGAAGAGCAAGUUAAGUUUGAGAGAGAAGCUAGUAAAUACUGGGACACAUUUUACAAGAUUCAUAAGAAUAAGUUUUUCAAGGAUCGUAAUUGGCUGUUGAGGGAAUUUCCUGAAAUUCUUCCAUUUGAUAAAAAAACUGAAGAGAAGGCAAGAGAAUCGUCAUGGGAUCAUGUAAAAACUAGUGCUACAAAUUGUUUCUCAAGAAUGCACUGUCCUACUGUGCCUGAAGAAAAAAGUCAUUAUGUGAAAAGUUUUGGCUCUUCAGAAGGUCAAAGCAAAACAGAAUCUGAUUUUUCCAACCUAGACUCUGAAAAACACAAAAAAGGACCUAUGAAGACUGAAUUGUUUCCUGGUAGCAAUGCCAGUUUCAGGAUACUAGAGGUUGGUUGUGGAGCUGGAAAUAGUGUUUUUCCAAUUUUGAACACUUUGCAGAACUCUCCAGAGUCCUUUCUUUAUUGUUGUGAUUUUGCUUCUGGAGCCGUGGAGCUCGUAAAGUCACACUCGUCCUACAGAGCAGCCCAGUGUUUUGCCUUUGUUCAUGAUGUAUGUGAUGAUGGCUUACCUUACCCUUUUCCAGAUGGGAUCCUGGAUGUCAUUCUCCUUGUCUUUGUGCUCUCUUCUAUUCAUCCUGACAGGAUGCAGGAUGUUGUAAACCGACUCUCCAACUUACUGAAACCUGGGGGAAUGCUGUUAUUUCGAGACUAUGGAAGAUAUGAUAAGACUCAGCUUCGUUUUAAAAAGGGACAUUGUUUAUCUGAAAAUUUUUAUGUUCGAGGAGAUGGUACCAGAGCAUAUUUCUUUACAAAAGGGGAAGUCCACAGUAUGUUCUGCAAGGCCAGUUUAGAUGAAAAGCAAAAUCUGGUUGAUCGUCGCUUACAAGUUAAUAGGAAAAAGCAAGUGAAAAUGCACCGAGUGUGGGUUCAAGGCAAAUUCCAGAAACCAUUGCACCAGACUCAGAAUAGCUCCAAUAUGGUAUCUACACUCCUUUCUCAAGACUGAACUUUGUAACAUGUUAAGGUACAAAGCCAGAGGACUGUGCUAUUCAAGGACUACUGUAAGUCUUUUGUGUCGCAAAAGACAAUGAGAAAAAAAGAAGAGAAUUUGUAUUUCCCGCUGUUUUGUCAUAGGUGAGUUCCUUUGUGCAUUUUAGCACGUGUAAGUAGUUCAGCAGAGUGUGCCUUUUUCUGUGUUUUGAAAACUCGAUUAUGCCCAAGCUUGUUUGAAUUUAUUACAUCUAACCAUUGUAUUUGUUCCUUGCAUUUUAUAAACAUUUAAUUAAAUUAGUGUUACGUCAUAUAAUUUUGAGAAAACACAACUUGACAUUUUUUACAAGUAAUAAAAUCAUUUACUUUGUUUGUUUAGGCUUAGUAAACCAGUUCCCAAAC
This is a messenger RNA of Saimiri boliviensis boliviensis (Bolivian squirrel monkey), 1847 nucleotides long. It is a transcript of the gene METTL8, whose product is annotated as methyltransferase 8, tRNA N3-cytidine. Gene Ontology annotation, molecular function: tRNA (cytidine-N3)-methyltransferase activity. NCBI's taxonomy places the organism in Eukaryota, Metazoa, Chordata, Mammalia, Primates, Cebidae. The record is from RefSeq and is a predicted model, not a curated record.